UGUGGGUACAGGCUGCCCAGAGAGGCUGUGGAGUCUUCCUCACUGGAAAUAUUCCAGAACCAUCUGGACACAAUCCUUUGCCAUGUGCUCUCGGAUGACCCUACUUGAACAGGGACGCUGGACUGGAUGGACCCGCUGUGGUUCCUUCCAACCUGAGCCAUUCUAUGGUUCUGUGUAUCAAUCAAAUCCGUCCUCAACUUUUGAUAGUUUUUUGCCAGAAAUCCUACAUUGCCAGCACUUUGUCUUUCUAUAGAAAAGUAUGUGGAUGAUACGAGCUGCAUUCCUUCCUGCUGUGCUGAGCUGUGUGUGCUGACAGCCAGAGCCGGGCCCGCGGCCUUCAGGCACUUCGGGACUACAGCUCCCGGCGUGCGCCGCGGGGCCGCGGCGGCUGAGGCCGGGCAGCGGCCCCGGGGAGCUCCUGCGGUCGCGGCGAUGCCGGUGUGGCUGCGGGAGCACAGCUGGCGCCAGACCCUCACCGCCGUGUACCUCUCGCUGCCCUUGCGCGGCGCCCGGGCCACCCCCGCCAACAUCUUCUGCAGCGAGCAGUACCUGAAGGUAAGCAUCCCUCCCUUUUUAUUUGAAGCCAUUUUAUAUGCUCCCAUUGAUGACACAAAUAGCACAGCAAAGAUUGGAAAUGGAAACAUUUUCUUCACCUUGUAUAAAAAAGAACCGGCCAUGUGGGAUUCCCUAACUCUAGCAGACGCUGGCAAGGAAAAACUACAAUAUCUGAGAGAGAAUGCUGUUCUAAAAGCCCAAGAAAAGGCAAAAGAGGAGACAGAAGCAAAAAAAAUUACAAAACAGGAACACAAAAAGUAUGCUUUGGAGGCCACAAUGAAGCUAGAGGAAGCAGAAAGGAAAAGAAUUGAAGAUCUGAAAGAAAAGGAACGGCAGAAGGUCGCUAAAGAGUUGGAGUUCUGGAAAAACCAACAAAAAUAUGCUGAUAAAUACAAGAGCGUACGAAAAAAAGAGGAAUUACAUCAAGAAAUAAAGCCGUUAAAGGAGAGGACAAAUGAAAAAAUGAACAAAAGUAGGAUUCCCAAUGAAGGAGCUUCUAAUAUCAGACUCAAAUCCACAAAAGGUCAUGGUUCCUGUAGUAUAUUUUCACAGAAUUUAGAGGAAGAACAGUUACCAGCUCCCCGAGCUGCAGCUACAAUUAAAGUCAGCUUUACACCACGAGUUUUUCCCACAGCUCUGCGAGAAUCUCGUGUUGCAGAAGAGGAGGAGUGGCUACAUAAACAAGCAGAAGCUCGAAGAAGAAUAAAUUCUGAUUUAUCUGAGCUGGAAGAUUUAAAAGAAGAGGAGAAGAAUACAGAUUGGUUAAAGGACAAAGGAAACAAAAUGUUUGCAAUGGGAAACUACCUUGGGGCUGUAAACGCGUAUAACCUCGCAGUGAGGCUGAACAAUAAACUUCCCCUGCUGUACCUGAACCGUGCCGCUUGCCACCUUAAACUGAGAAAUUUACACAAAGCUAUCGAAGAUUCCUCUAAGGCACUAGAACUGUUGACACCACCUGUUCCUGAUAACGAGAACGCUCGAAUGAAAGCCCAUGUGAGACGUGGAACAGCGUUUUGUCAGCUGGAAUUAUACACUGAAGGUCUCCGGGAUUAUGAAGCAGCUCUCAAGAUUGAUCCUAAAAAUAAAAAUAUAGAAAAAGAUGCUGAGAAGAUUCGACAUCUAAUUCAAGAAACAAUGCAAAGUUCUUAAUUAAAGAAAAAAACAUGAAGAAACUCUUUGAUGCCUUUGAGGACACCAGAAGGAAUCUUACUUCUCUUCAGUGUGUGUUACCUAGACAUUUUUCUGCUUCACUUGGAACACUUACAAAAUUGGUAAAAGAUUGGAUAUAGUAAUUACUAUUAUUGGAAAGUAUAGUAUUAUAAACAUGAUUAGGUAUAUUUUACAUAGUUUUGAUACAAAAUUGUCUUUUUUUUUUUUUUAAGCAUCUGUAUUACUCUGACAAUCUGAAACCCUUGACUUGAAGCAGUUCCUUUUCGUUAAGUGUUCUUUCCAAAGUGGGACCAUUUCAACUACACUUCUUUCAAUAGCAGUUUUAGCAGACUUCUGAAUUUUCUACAUCAGUCUCUUUCCUGAAUACCAUUUAUGACUGAUUUCUGUCUUUAUAAUAAAGUAUUUAUUAUGCAGA
Corvus hawaiiensis (hawaiian crow) is the source of this 2140-nucleotide messenger RNA. It is a transcript of the gene DNAAF4, whose product is annotated as dynein axonemal assembly factor 4. Gene Ontology annotation, biological process: cilium movement; outer dynein arm assembly; heart development. Gene Ontology annotation, molecular function: nuclear estrogen receptor binding. Lineage: Eukaryota; Metazoa; Chordata; Aves; Passeriformes; Corvidae. Bases 433 to 1704 code for a protein of 423 amino acids. The record is from RefSeq and is a predicted model, not a curated record. The transcript is spliced from 9 exons.